GUGCGCAGAACUCCGGCCGGUGGCGGCGAACCUGGCCCGGGGAGGGCCUUGGUGUGUGGUCGGAGCUCCACGCAGUCCCGGGCCGCGCUCGGACGGCAAGCAGGGGGCCAGUUCCGGUCCCCAGCAUGGCAUCCUGGGCCAAGCCCUCUGAGCCUGCUGCCCUGCCAGCUGCUGGGGGCCCUCCACUGGAGGACUUCGAGGUGCUGGAUGGUGUGGAAGAUGUGGAAGGGGAGGAGGAGGAAGAAGAGGAGGGGGACUUGAGUGAGCUGCCACCUCUGGAGGACAUGGGACAGCCUGUGGUGGUGGAAGAGAAGGAGCAGCCUGGAGCACUGGCCCGUGAGUUCCUGGCAGCUAUGGAGCCUGAGCCAGGGCCUGCCCCGGCCCCGGAAGAGUGGCUGGACAUCCUGGGGAAUGGGCUGCUGAGGAAGAAGACGCUGGUGCCAGGCCCGCCUGGGGCCAGCCGCCCAGCCAAGGGCCAGGUGGUGACAGUGCGGCUGCAGAUGUCGCUGGAAAAUGGGGCGCGCGUGCAGGAGGAACCAGAGCUGGUGUUCACGCUGGGGGACUGCGAUGUCAUCCAGGCGCUGGACCUCAGCGUCCCGCUCAUGGACGUGGGCGAGACGGCCAUGGUCACCGCUGACUCCAAGUACUGCUACGGCCCUCAGGGCAGCAGGAGCCCCUACAUCCCCCCGUAUGCGGCCCUGUGCCUGGAGGUCACCCUGAAGAUGGCAGUGGAUGGCCCUGACCUAGAGAUGCUGACAGGCCAGGAGCGUGUGGCCCUGGCCAACCGGAAGCGGGAAUGUGGCAACGCCCACUACCAACGGGCGGACUUUGUGUUGGCCGCCAACUCCUAUGACCUGGCCAUCAAGGCCAUCACCUCCAGCGCCAAAGUGGACGUGAGCUUCGAGGAGGAGGAGCAGCUGCUGCAGCUGAAGGUGAAGUGUCUGAACAAUCUGGCAGCCUCGCAGCUGAAGCUGGACCACUACCGUGCCGCACUGCGCUCCUGCAGCCUCGUGCUGCAGCACCAACCUGACAACGUCAAGGCACUCUUCCGCAAGGGCAAGGUGCUGGCGCAGCAGGGCGAGUACAGUGAGGCCAUCCCCAUCCUAAGGGCAGCUUUGAAGCUGGAGCCCUCCAACAAGACGAUCCACGCGGAGCUGUCAAAGCUGGUGAAGAAGCAUGCCGCGCAGCGCAGCACCGAGACUGCUCUGUACCGCAAGAUGCUGGGUAACCCCAGCCGGCUGCCCGCCAAGUGCCCUGGCAAAGGGGCCUGGUCUAUCCCAUGGAAGUGGCUGUUUGGGGCAACUGCUGUGGCUCUGGGGGGCGUGGCACUCUCUGUGGUCAUCGCUGCCCGGAACUGACCGCCUAGGUGGCUACCAUCCCUCGCACACCGUGGCCCCCACCCCUGUGGCUCCCUGACUCCCCAGGCUCCAUGCCCAAGCCCUCCCUUGGCUCGCCCCCCUCUCUGGGCUGGGCAGUAAGGACUGGGCCCUGCUGCCCACCAGCAGGAGAGACUGAGCCCAGAGGGAGGGGCCUUGUCCCCAGCCCCAGUUCUCCCGACCCUGCCCUGGGCUAGGUUUCCCCUGGCCAGGCCUCCCUUGGCCCUCAGUUUCUCCUCAGCAGGCCAGGGGCAGCCCCACCCUGCCUGCUCCUCGUGCUGCCUGCUGCCCUGUCCAGGCUCCCACCGUGAAAUAAAGCCUCCCCCGCACUC
Molecule: messenger RNA, 1708 nt
Organism: Perognathus longimembris pacificus (Pacific pocket mouse)
Lineage: Eukaryota; Metazoa; Chordata; Mammalia; Rodentia; Heteromyidae
Gene: Fkbp8
Product: FKBP prolyl isomerase 8
Exons: 9
Coding region: 126-1358 (410 amino acids)
Molecular function (GO): peptidyl-prolyl cis-trans isomerase activity; protein binding
Source: RefSeq, a predicted model, not a curated record